AUGGCAGGUAACAACUCAGUGGUUGUUUUCGCGCAGCGGCAGGUAAACGUCAGGAUUAUUAUUAUGCAGAUCCUGGUGUUGUUUUUUCUUUUCAUCAACCUGUUGCUCAUUGUGAUCUUUUUUAAAAAGGAGUGCUUCUACACAACUGCACGCUACAUCUUAUUUGCUGUUACAUUGCUGUCGGAUAGCCUGUUGUUACUCGUGGCUGACAUCCUGCUGAUCUUUAUCUAUUUUCAAUAUUCAAUACAAGUAUGGUUAUGUAUUAUUCUAACAAUUUCUCUGAUUCUAUACAAUGCAGUCACACCUGUCACUCUGACAGCAAUGACUCUGGAGCGAUAUGUGGCCAUUUGUAUGCCGCUGCGUCAUGCAGAGCUGUGCUCCACACACAGCACUAUGAACUGUAUUCUCAUCAUUCAUUGCAUCAGCUUUGGGCCCUGCAUUAUUACUCUCUCCUUGUUCUUUGCAUCUGCUUCUCGCAGCUUCUACAAACAACAAGUAGUAUGCUCCGUGGAGGUGUUUAUGCUUCACAUAUGGCAGGAACACGUCCGGUCAGCUGUCAGCCAGUUUUACUUCUUGAUCAUGUGCAGCACCAUCAUUUUCUCCUAUAUUAAAAUAAUGAAAGUGGCCAAAGCUGCAUCAGGAGAGAAUAGAAAGUCAACACAGAAAGGGCUUAAAACAGUGGUUCUUCAUGGUUUCCAGCUGCUGCUCUGUCUCAUCCAGCUGUGGUGUCCAUUCAUAGAAUCUGCUGUACUUAAGAUUGAUUUCACAUUAUUUUUAAAUGUCAGAUACUUUAACUACAUUGUGUUUUAUAUUGCUCCAAGAUGUCUGAGUCCUCUAAUUUAUGGCCUCAGAGAUGAAACCUUUUUUCUGGCUUUGAAGAAUAAUCUGUGUAUACACCUGGGGUAG
This is a messenger RNA of Mugil cephalus (flathead mullet), 906 nucleotides long. RefSeq names its product odorant receptor 131-2-like. Gene Ontology annotation, molecular function: G protein-coupled receptor activity. Gene Ontology annotation, biological process: G protein-coupled receptor signaling pathway. The coding region runs from base 1 to 906 and encodes 301 amino acids. Gene Ontology annotation, cellular component: membrane. The transcript is spliced from 3 exons. The record is from RefSeq and is a predicted model, not a curated record. Lineage: Eukaryota; Metazoa; Chordata; Actinopteri; Mugiliformes; Mugilidae.